UUUGUAAAGCAGAACAGGAAGUGUAAAGCAUUUCACCUAGGCAGUAACUCAUCAUGUUGUCAACAUAUACACGGUCACUACAAGUUCUACCAGGCUAAAUGUAAGGAGCUAGGGAUUGCUGAGCACCACCAUGCAAUCCCUCAUGAGUUG
Molecule: messenger RNA, 150 nt
Organism: Suillus paluster
Lineage: Eukaryota; Fungi; Basidiomycota; Agaricomycetes; Boletales; Suillaceae
Exons: 1
Source: RefSeq, a predicted model, not a curated record